UUCGAUAGGCACGUAUAAGUUUGUGAAGAAAGGGACUUGGAAAAUGGGGUUGUUUGAUCGGCUGGCCAAUAUUUUUGGCCUAAGGAAAAAAGAAGUAAACGUAUUAGUUGUUGGACUUAAUAACAGUGGUAAGUCGACGGUAAUAAAUCAUUUCAAACGCGAGGAAGAGCGGUGUGUCGAUAUUGUCCCUACUGUCGGGUUCAAUGUUGAAAAGUUCGCAUUUAAAAAUGUGCAUUUUACGGCAUUCGAUAUGUCCGGUCAUGAUCGCUACAGAUCGUUAUGGGAACAUUGCUACAAAGAUUGUCAAGGCAUUAUAUUUUUAAUAGACAGUAGUGACAAGCUGCGAUUGGUUGUCGCGAAAGAGGAACUAGACAUGCUUCUACAACAUCCAGACAUAAAUGGUCGUAAGAUUCCUAUACUUUUCUUAGCGAAUAAAAUGGAUUUGCCAGAUUCUUUAACCACGGUAAAGUUGGUUGCCGGAUUGGGCCUUGAAAGAAUUUUGGAUAAGCCUUGGCAUAUUAGAGCGACGAAUGCCGUUAAUGGAGACGGUUUACAACCAGCCAUCGAAUGGCUAACUGAUCAAAUAAGAGAUAUUUACAUAAAUAAGAGAUAACGUUUCGUAUCACCGUUAUCAGAAGUUCAAACCAGCAUUUAUUAAUAUUAUGACAAAUUUUCAUUUCAAAUUCGCAUUACAGUACGAUGGCAAAGCACGGCAAGCACUUAAAGCUUCAUACAUAAUACAUGUAUUUUAUUUAUCAAGUUCACAAUCAGUCAUUUAUAACGUACCUACUUAUGAAAGUAAAUCGAAUAUUUACAU
Messenger RNA from Diprion similis, 817 nucleotides. RefSeq names its product ADP-ribosylation factor-like protein 6 (gene Arl6). NCBI's taxonomy places the organism in Eukaryota, Metazoa, Arthropoda, Insecta, Hymenoptera, Diprionidae. The transcript is spliced from 3 exons. The record is from RefSeq and is a predicted model, not a curated record. Gene Ontology annotation, biological process: intracellular protein transport; vesicle-mediated transport; cilium assembly. Gene Ontology annotation, cellular component: cytoplasm; axoneme. The coding region runs from base 44 to 613 and encodes 189 amino acids. Gene Ontology annotation, molecular function: GTPase activity; GTP binding.